UAGACUGGCAUAAAGGCAAACACAGGAUUUCUAAUUGGCUGGAAACUAUUAAAAUCAUCAUGCCUGUGCCAUACACUGACGUACCCAAGAAAGAGCAACAGGAACUGUGCUCUGACACAGAUGCAGCAUGUUUGAACCUGGGGAAGAAGAUCAGUGUUCCUCGGGAUCUGAUGAUGGAGGAGCUCAAUCUGCUGUCCAACAGAGGAUCUAUUAUGUUUCACGAGAGACUCAAAAGAGUGUAGAGGUUCACCUUAGAGAAUAUAGCACAGAGACAACUCAGUCACUUAGAGGAAACACUUCAAGGUCAGAAUGCCAUGCAAGGAGAUAAAGGAAGUGAUUGCUUCACCUCUGAAAUCUACAUCAACCAGCCUGGAAAGAACAGCCUAGUCACCACACUAAAGCACACAGUUGCUAAGAAAGGAAUCCCAAGCGUGCUUGCACCUGGUUAUGGGGUGCCUCUGAAAGAGGUUCCUCCAGAAAAGUUCAAUGUCACUGUGAUCCCCAAGUCUUACCAAUCACCCUGGGAGAAAAAACCCAUUGGCAAUGAGACGCUGUUGGCUAGUAUCAGUACCCAUCUGCCUGAGCCACCUUACAAACUCACCCCAGCCAACUACAAAUGCUUCAACAGAGCCCCUACGCCGUUUGGUGGGACAGCAGGUACUGUGAGGUCUCUGCCGCUACCUGGCUUUGAGAUGCUGCAGGCUCACACAGAGCCACACCUGACCUGGGACAGGAUGUGCCAUCGGCCCAAUUUCAAUCGUACUCCACAGGGCUGGGGCACCAAGUACGCUGUAGAGUCUCCUGAUCUGCGAAUCUAGCAUUCUCAACUUUUUUGCCAAACUACAAUUAAAGACUGAAUUUCUGAGGGAUGCCUACAUUGCUACUCUGAAUUAUAAGCGGAGCCAUCAAACACAAAUUGAAAGUUUACAUACAGUGUCUAUUAUCAUGGUAUAUUUAUGUUUACACAAUAUUACAAAAUGUGAAGCUUCUUUAAUGCAACAAUGCAACUAGACAGCUGUAUAUACAUAUAUAUAUAUAAAAAAUGUCUUAAAUUCAGGACAACACACUUCAUACUUUACAGAACAAAAUGGAAAGAUAUGGACACUAGCACAAACUGUAAUAUGAAUCCUGGAAUUAGGACAAAACUGUCAAACAAAUAAAGACUUCAGGUGAAUGAAAUAGUCAA
Messenger RNA from Carassius carassius (crucian carp), 1186 nucleotides. RefSeq names its product myozenin-2-like. Gene Ontology annotation, cellular component: Z disc; actin cytoskeleton. The coding region runs from base 315 to 818 and encodes 167 amino acids. Lineage: Eukaryota; Metazoa; Chordata; Actinopteri; Cypriniformes; Cyprinidae. The transcript is spliced from 6 exons. Gene Ontology annotation, molecular function: FATZ binding; actin binding; telethonin binding. The record is from RefSeq and is a predicted model, not a curated record.